Scomber japonicus (chub mackerel) is the source of this 3958-nucleotide messenger RNA. RefSeq names its product inflammation and lipid regulator with UBA-like and NBR1-like domains (gene ilrun). The transcript is spliced from 6 exons. Gene Ontology annotation, biological process: macroautophagy. The record is from RefSeq and is a predicted model, not a curated record. Gene Ontology annotation, molecular function: ubiquitin binding. Bases 51 to 899 code for a protein of 282 amino acids. NCBI's taxonomy places the organism in Eukaryota, Metazoa, Chordata, Actinopteri, Scombriformes, Scombridae. Gene Ontology annotation, cellular component: phagophore assembly site.
UACACCCCCCCUGGUCUGGUCUCCGUGCUACGGGACACCCGCCACCCCCCAUGGAGGGCACGGACAUGGACGUGGACGCGGAGCUCAUGCAGAAGUUCAGCUGCAUGGGCACAACCGACAAGGACGUCCUCAUCUCGGAGUUUCAGAGGCUGCUCGGCUUCCAGCUCAACCCGGCCGGCUGCGCCUUCUUCCUGGACAUGACCAACUGGAAUCUUCAGGCUGCUAUCGGUGCAUAUUACGACUUUGAAAGUCCCAAUAUCAACACGCCAUCCAUGUCCUUCGUUGAAGAUGUGACAAUUGGGGAAGGAGAGUCAGUUCCUCCAGAUACACCGUUCACAAAGACCUGGAGAAUACAAAACACAGGUGCAGAGUCGUGGCCUCCGGGGGUUUGUUUAAAGUACAUCGGCGGGGAUCAGUUUGGCCAUGUAAACACGGUUAUGGUGAAGUCACUAGACCCCCAAGAAAUAUCAGAUGUCAGCGUACAGAUGCGAAGUCCCACAACUCCCGGCAUGUACCAGGGCCAGUGGAGGAUGUGCACAGCCACCGGAUUAUUUUAUGGAGACGUAAUCUGGGUGAUUCUCAGCGUAGAAGUCGGAGGUCUCCUCGGCGUGACCCAGCAGCUGUCUUCCUUCGAGACAGAAUUCAACACUCAGCCCCAGCGCAACGUUGAGGGAGACUUCAACCCCUUCGCCUCACCACAGAAGAACAAGCACGAUGCGACCGAUGGCUUCAGAGACCCCAGCGGAGCCUGGGAACGCACGCAAGAGCCAAUCCAGCAAGAUCAAAACGGACUGUCUCAUAAUGCUGUAAAUAGGUCGACGAACGGUCUCCAAACUAACCUCUCUGUGGUAACUUACGGUCAGGGUAUUCAUGGACCCUAUCCGUUUGGACAGAGCUAGAAUGACAAAGACCUCCCCCCAAUUUGGAUGAUGAGCAUAACACCCCAGGAGUCCUUAAAUGCAGAAGGAGUUGGAGGGGGGGGAGGAACAGUUGUUUUAUAUUGACUCAUGACAACCCCUCUCCCCAACCCACGGCCCUUUUCCACAGAAACACAAGACUACAGCGAGGUGAUGGAUUACAUCCGCUACCGUGAAAUAUCCUAUCUGACAUCAUCAACACCCGGACUCACAUGUGUAAAUGCUUCAUUUAUGAGUGCUAUAAACCCUUAAAAAAAUAGAUACACACGACUAUUUUUUAUUUCCACACGCAUAAUUAAAGGGAAAUUCAACCCUAAACAGCCAACAUACAAUUCGUCACUUCAACGGGCAAUUCAAUACUCUGUCUCUUUUGGGGUUCCUACACAGGUCUGUAUGGAGAGUACUAAACAAGCUACUAGUGAUUAUAGAUCAUUCAGAGGCCUUGAAAAAAAAAGUGUUUAAAAGAAAGACUGAAUAAUUGUGGAAUGUAUUUUUCAUUUGGAAGAAAAAAAUAAGUGUAAUCUUUUAUUCACAAAUUCCUCUAGAUGACAGCCUUACACCACUUUCACUUACAAAAAAGCUGGGCAAUGCUGUGGGAUGUCUUAAUUAUAAGCUGUGUUCACGGCUGCAGCUUCAAUUCAAUUCACAUCACGACAAAAAAAAAAAAAAAACUAAACAGAAAUUGUUCAAGUACAUUCAUAAAUACAUGUGCAGGUUGGCAGGAAGUUUGCUUUUAACAGUUGAGGUUCACCAUGAUGUGCCCCAGUUUUGGUAUAACCAUAGGAUUUGUUUUUCUUUCUUCUGUCUUGUGAAAGGUUCAGACAUCUUGAUCUCUGAUCUUUUCCCAAAAAAAACAGUGACGGCAAGCUUUGCUCAACCUCAAAACUACUUUCAAGUAUUUUUGUAUAAUUGAGAACAAUGGAAAGGAAAGGACUAUAAGUCAUUACCAAUGUUUAUAAAAGUUGUGACAUAGCAGCUAUAGGUUUAUAUUACAUAAAUAGCUCCGAGUUUGUAGCCAGUGUUUACCCUCACAGAGCAGUUUCGGGCCCUCCUUGAACCCUCCUUGGAUUGAUCUCCACCCCACAGUAAAUGCCUGGUUUUUCCUCGUCGUUUGCAUCUGUCUUAAAAUCAGUGUUAGUGACUAGUCACAGAUCAGAUACUUAAUAUUUAAAAUCACUUUCUCAGAAAUCAAAGAUAUUGAAAGAUGAGGGGCAAAUUUCUUGCAUCUUUAUGUAAAAAACAACAAAAAACAACAACAAAAAAAAAUUCCAUGUUGGUGUGAUCCCAGUGUAGGAACCCCGUCUCUUCCCAAAGAUAAAAAUCCAGAGAACCAAGACACUAAUCUGCGCUGUCAUCCAGCCACACUGUCUGCAGGUGCCCAGUUCAGACUGCAUGAGACAACGUGGUGUUUUUUUUUUGUUUUUUUUUCUUUUUCAUUUCUUUUCUUUUUUUGUUGUUGUUGUUGUUGUUGUUGUUGGGGUGGGUUUUCAUGUUAAAUAGAUGCUGAAGCGAAAAAGGAGUUUUGAGCAAGUGAGGUGUGAGGAAGGGUUGAAAAAAGCCAUCUUAAUCUAUUUUGCCUGGUGAGUGAUUUUAUUUUUUUCCAUGUCUGUGUGUACUAGGUGUGUGUGUGUGUGCGUGCGUGCAUGUGUGGAUGUAUGUUACGGUUAUUCUUUUGAUUGAACUGACAUGAAAUGGUGUAUACUACUUGGGCAAAAAGGAUGACGAGACUAUUAAAAAAAAAACACACACAUCUGUACUGAGAGCGAUUUUACUAGGCGUGUACCUCUGAAGUAUUGUUGAGUGAUUAUUCACUGUUUGGAUGAACUGACUCACUAAUUAACCUGAUGUUAUUUAUUUGCUGUCUUAUUGUACACUGCAGAUGCAAAAAAAGCACCAUUUACAGCCAGCAGGUGGUGCUAAAAAUCAGAUGACCAACUAUAACUUGACUCCAUAUGCUGAGUACAUGAGAAAAAAGGUGAUAAAGUUUGAUUGUGGUGAGAUUUGAAUGGUUUGCAUCAGCUUUUUUUCUUUUUUUUUUUUUUUUUUUUUUUCUUUGGCACUGAUGUUAUGUUAUUGCUAUUUGCACAAUGCUUUUCACCACUUCUGAUCAUUUUUUUUCUGUGUGUGUGUGUGUGUUUGUGAUACCAGCAUUUUUCAAGUUUUUUUUUUUCCUUAUAUCGCCUUCAUUCUCCACUGCUUUAGAUUUUCAGUUUCAUCGCUGCAUCUAUUUUCUGAGCAUAAAAAAAAUGAAGACUGACUGAAUUGUGUUACUCUUGAUUACACAUAUCUGAGAACGAGUUACACAGUUUGCCUGCUAUCACACCUUAUUAUUGUUAUCUUACAUCAGCUUUGAUGUGCUCAUUAUGUCAGACGAUGGAUUUUGAUCGUGUAUUUUUGGGCUUAAAAAUAAAAUGGGAACUUCAUUAUAGUGUUAGUUUUUUUUUUUCUAAAGUGGCGUAUUUCUAAAUGCCUCAGACGAAACAUAAUUAAUUAAGUUUAUGUCUUAAUUUAUCAAACUUCCUCCCAGUUUGUUGCCUUCAUGAUCAUGUUGUUACCCAUUGGUAAAACUCACCAGCAUUCUGUGUUGAACCGCUGCUUUAUUUGUAUUGAGAGUCAACUGAGAGUCCUCCUCCCAAACAGUAUGCACUGUUCUGCGGUGCUUCUUUCAGUCACGUCAGUCUUUUUUUCUCCUUUGUGUGUGUGAGUGAGUGUGUGUGUGUGUGCGUGCGUACUUCCCUUUUGUGAGCUUGCCUGUGUACGUGUGUGAGAGAGAGAGAGAGAGAGAGAAAGAGAAAGAUGGUGAGGAGGUCUGAACAUUGCUGGAAUUUAUUCUCUAGUUUUAGUGUGUGACUAUGUGCGGGUUUAAGAUGGGUGGUGAAUGGAUGAGAUGAAAGUUUACAUAGUCCUAAAAUAGCACAUUUAUCUGAAGAGAAAUUGUCAGUAUAAAGCUUUUUUUCCCCUGUAUCUAUAAUUAAGCAUUUGUAUGAUUAAAUUAACACUGAAACUGACUUGUUAAAAAAAAAAAAAAAAAAAAAAAAAAA